This is a messenger RNA of Terrapene triunguis (Three-toed box turtle), 536 nucleotides long. RefSeq names its product unconventional myosin-Ie-like. Gene Ontology annotation, cellular component: myosin complex; plasma membrane; microvillus. Gene Ontology annotation, biological process: actin filament organization; vesicle transport along actin filament. The transcript has 5 exons. NCBI's taxonomy places the organism in Eukaryota, Metazoa, Chordata, Testudines, Emydidae. The record is from RefSeq and is a predicted model, not a curated record. The annotation marks the transcript as partial. Gene Ontology annotation, molecular function: ATP binding; actin filament binding; microfilament motor activity.
GCCCAGUACGAGAACCCGCCCCACAUCUAUGCCCUGGCCGAUAACAUGUACCGCAACAUGCUGAUCGACGGGGAGAACCAGUGCGUCAUCAUCAGUGGGGAGAGCGGCGCUGGCAAGACCGUGGCGGCCAAAUACAUCAUGAGCUACAUCUCCAAGGUGUCCGGCGGGGGCCCCAAAGUGCAGCACGUCAAGGACAUCAUCCUGAAAUCCAACCCGCUCCUGGAGGCCUUUGGAAACGCCAAGACCGUUCGCAACAAUAACUCCAGCCGCUUCGGCAAGUACUUCGAGAUCCAGUUCAGCCGGGGCGGGGAGCCCGACGGGGGCAAGAUCUCCAACUUCCUGCUGGAGAAGUCGCGGGUGGUGAGCCAGAACCCCGGCGAGAGGAGCUUCCACAUCUACUACCAGCUGCUGGAGGGCGCCUCCCCGGAGCAGCGGGAGAACCUGGGCAUCACCAGCCCGGAUUAUUAUUACUACCUCAACCAGUCGGCGUCCUACAAGGUGGACGACAUGAACGACCGGCAGGAGUUCCACGAGAC